Messenger RNA from Solanum lycopersicum (tomato), 1884 nucleotides. Its product is annotated as serine/threonine-protein kinase BLUS1-like. NCBI's taxonomy places the organism in Eukaryota, Viridiplantae, Streptophyta, Magnoliopsida, Solanales, Solanaceae. Gene Ontology annotation, biological process: protein phosphorylation. Gene Ontology annotation, molecular function: protein kinase activity; protein serine/threonine kinase activator activity; ATP binding. The record is from RefSeq and is a predicted model, not a curated record.
CACGUGACACAAAAACAAAAGAAAUUAGUUAAUUAAAUUAACGAGUUUUGUUAAUGGAGAUUUAAUAACAUGUCCAAAAAGAUGAAGGAUCAUUAAUGGUGAUAGUAAGGAUGUAAGAUUAAAAAGAAACAAAAAGAUAUUCGAGAAGAAAACUAGAUAUCAAGAAGACAUAGCAAUGGAAGUGGUCUACAUAUGCAACACGAGAACAACCCUUCGAAUUAGAACCUUAUAAUUCAAAGCUACUUAUUUUAAACUCAUUGUACAGAUAUAGUUGGAUAAUUUCGUUAUAGCUUUGAUGUUUUAUGCGUCUGUUUAAUCACGGAAGGCCAAUCGAGUUAACUGGACUUCAUCUUCGUAGAUAUUCUACACUUUAGUAAUUAAUAUAAAGUUGAAUUACUAAAAAAACAAAAAAAAAACAGAUAACUGAAAUAGGUUAUGCGCGCCAUUUCUAACUGCUUAUUGGCUCCAAUUUCUUUUACUCUGUUCAUCAUAUAAAUACUCUGUAAACUUCCCUCUUCUUCAUAAUUUUCCCAUCAAUAAAAAAAUAACUCACUGGAAAAAAUGGCUACAGGCGGCAGGGGCGGCAAAUUAGCCUACCGUCCUAUGCCCGGAACUAUCUACAUUGAUACAUUGACCGGCACAAAGUACAUCCUCGAAAAAGUAAUCGGAAUUUGCGAUUCCCAUUUCAUCUACAAAGCUAGUUACUACACCGCCGAAUCCAUCAUCGAAGGCCGUCUCCUUCCUACAGGAUACGCCACCGUUAAGUUCAUCGAACCAGGAUGUGAUGUCUAUAAAAGCAAGCUGGCGCAACAAUCGGUGCGGAAUUCGAACAUGAUUCACGUCGAGAGAUGGUGUAUUCAAAAAUACAGAUAUGGAUACUGUGUUGCAUUUCCUUAUAUGUCAGAAGGAUCGCUCCGUUACAUUCUGUCAACUCGAUUUCAGAACGGAUUACCAGAGGACUGUAUUGCUAUUGCUCUUAAACAAGCGCUUCUAGGUUUAUUUGGUCUUCAUUUUUCCGGUCGAGUUCAUAAGCGUUUCAGUGCUGGGAGUAUCUACGUUAAUUUCAAACCGGGAUCUGUUUUGAAUGUCGAAAUCAAAUUGGGAUAUGCAACAACGAUUUACGAAUCGGAUCUGGAAAUGCCUAUCGUUCUGAAACGCCGACCAGAAACAGGCAAUCAACCAUACCUUGGCCUAAAAGGAAGAAAACGUGGUGGACCUCCGAUUCUAGAUCUAUCAUUUUUGGCAGAUUGGGCUGCUGCACCGGAGAUAUUCCAUUUAUACUUUUAUGAUUCUGAUAAUGAGAUUAGAAAUCCAGUUGUUUCAUUAUCUCGAGAUCAUAAUGAUGAGAACUACAGUGUUAAAUCUGAUAUCUGGUUAGUUGGUAUAACAGCACUGGAAUUAGCGUAUGGAAAUUUAAGAAUAAGUCAUCGCGAAGAACUGGAGGGUUUGAUUAGGAAGAUAGAGAGGUCGAGAAGUUUGCCAGAUAAGUUGGAAGAUGUGCUUGAGGAGUAUCAUGAAGAAGAAAAGAAAGGGAAAACAAAGAAAGUAAUGGGAUAUUUGAAGGACAAGAUGCAGUUAGUGAAAUGUAAUAGAAUGAACAAGUUUUCGAAAGAGUUUGAGGAGUUGGUGUUGGAUUGUCUUUCUACCAAAGAAUCAAAGAGGCCAUCAGUUGUAGAUCUACUGCAGAGGCCAUUUUUUCGGAAUGCUAAGAACUUGCAAUGGUUUCAACGCCGCGUGUUGUAUGCUAAGGAUCCAAUGCCUUAUUACUCAUAAUAGUACUGGUAUUGCUAGCUAGAACAAAUUCACAAUGCUGAUAGAUUCUGUUUUCUGUGUCUGAUUUCUCUGUGGCUAAAACUAGUUAGUUAGUUGUUGGGAUUAUAUGAA